This is a messenger RNA of Prorocentrum cordatum, 543 nucleotides long. The record is from the annotation of a GenBank genome assembly. NCBI's taxonomy places the organism in Eukaryota, Dinophyceae, Prorocentrales, Prorocentraceae.
GACGAGCUGCUCCUCGCCCUGCGCGAGGUGCGCGUCGCGGUGCCGCGCGGCGGCUCCCCCGCGUGCGACCGCUGGCUGGGCCCCGCCGGGGGCAUCUCGCUGGAGCUGGCGGCGGGGGACUCGCUGCUGAUCCAGGGGGAGAGUGGCUCCGGGAAGUCCUCGCUCCUGCGGGCGGUGGCGGGCCUGUGGGAGGAGGGCGUCGGGGAGAUCUGCCGCGGCCCGGGCGUGCUGUUCGUGCCGCAGACGCCCUACCUGCCGGCGGGCGAGCACGGCGUCCACGCCUCGCUGCGCGACCAGCUGCUGUACCCCGAGAGCCAGGCCUCCGAUGCCGCCCUGCGCGAGGCGCUCGACGCGGCCGGCCUCGGGCGCCUCGGCGGCGCCCUGGCGGAGGCGCACGACUGGGCGGCGGGCUCGCAGUGCUCGCGGGGGAGCGGCCGGGCCCGCGUGGGUGCGCGGAUGGAGAAGAACGGAUCGCCGGACGUCAGGGUGCCCACCCGUUGCAGCACCAAGGCUUGUGACCAUUCUGCCACGGUGCGCAUGUGA